Messenger RNA from Ectocarpus sp. CCAP 1310/34, 3195 nucleotides. NCBI's taxonomy places the organism in Eukaryota, Phaeophyceae, Ectocarpales, Ectocarpaceae. The record is from the annotation of a GenBank genome assembly.
UGUUGCGAGUAUCUUCGAGUGAGGAUGGCGCGCUUUUUCACAGCCGGCGCGUGGCUGUUGCUCCUUUCCCUCACGGACCACGUUCGUGCCCAAGUCACAACUUGUACAACUGCGAACAAUGAGGACUGCUUCCCCGCCGCUAGGGAUGUUACUGCUGGUUGUGCAACCUCAUCAGCGAUUGGCGAUUGUGCAAGCGAUGGACUAGGUGGAGCUCUCUGCUUUUCCAGGGAAACUGCCCCCACCGGAACGGCCUGUGAAGCAGCCGGCUGUGACUGUUUCAUCGGCGUGUGCUUCGAACCAGGGUUAUCCGCCACUUGUGAGGCGUCUUUCUCCGUCUGCCCGCCUGGUGACGCCGUCUGCGGAGACCCCCACAUGCAAGGCCUUCGUGGUCAGAGAAUCGACUGGUCUGGGGUUGACGGGGGCUGGUACUCCUUGAUCAAGGACGACAACAUCGAUAUCAACAUCAACGUUCGCCUCACCGCUCCCCUGCCCGACGAGUUCCCCGACCGCCAGCUAAUGACCAGCCUGGCUGUUCUGUCAAAGGGGCACUCUGUCGUCAUCGAGGUAGAAAACCCUUACACCGUCGUCACGAACGGUUGUCCUGAGGGCGUUUCUCCCUGCCUUGCGAACGGAGGACUGCGCAUCAUCGUCGACAGCCAGCAAGUGGAUGAGCUCCUUCGAUUCUCCAGGCACGUACCGGUGGCAGACGGUGCCAUGACUGUAUCUUCAUCCAACCUUCCGGUGGAGUGCCAGCAGUUCGGUGGUGACAGGAUAUGGGCCCGCAUGUACCAGGACAUGAUCGAAGGCAGACGUGAGCUGCACGGCGAUGAAAGUCUCGAAGAAUGGAUCCUGAAGUACGACCACGGCAUGGCUGCUCCCGGCUGGUGCGCCAAGUACAUCGCGGAGAACGACCUCGCCGACCUGCAAUCCGACCAUGCUAUCUUCAAAAUCCAGACGCCGACUGUUACGGUGCGCCUCAACGCUGGUGUCAACUACCAAGGCAACGGUGAGCUAAACUGGGAUGGACGCGUCCUUCCUGACCUCGAGUUCUGGCAGAUGGGCGUCGGGAUGGACGGGCUGGACGUGGACAACCCGGCGUUGUCCGGUCUCCUCGGUGAAACGGCUCGCCCGGUUUACGACGAGAACGGACAAGUGGUAAUGGAAGGGUUCGACGCUUUCCGUGGUACCAUUGAGGACUACCGCGUAUCCGACGCUUUAGAUGUCCACUUUCCCCUCCUAGACGAGAAGGAGGAGGGCCACGAGUAGAAUCUAAGAAAGAAAGCAAGAGCAUUACCCUUUCCGGUGUCAACCGAAGGACACAGCUGGAAGUAACAUACGAGGUAGAUCGACCAGCGUAUUCGCACGUCAGAACUAACUUCAAAUUUUCACCGAGGGUCUUUUUGUAGUUGAGGAUGUGGUGGUACGGAUCUCUGCGUUUUUCCCUCGUCGAGUGUUCAAUACAAGGAAUGGGUGUGCAAAGCUCCCAUUUGCUGCUUGUCGUGUCAGGUCAGUUGUACGUGUAGGGGAAGAGACUGCACUUCCUUGCUGCUGAAGGUACUGAACUUGUUGGUGAACUCGUGGCUUCUGGGGACAACAUGUUUUAUUGUUGAGACCUUGGACCAGGAGAACAGGUCAAAAGGUGAAGUGAGCAAGGGUGGGGAGCACCACCGCACCGCAGCACCGCAACCACCACCCGUGUCGCUCGACCAAAGCACAAAAGCAGAGCACAAUGAUGUCGGAACACAAAGACUCAAGAGACAGGGGCUAACGUACUUCACAACGUACCAUGAAUCCACUGACUGAUGCACUAUCCACAAGAAACACACUCGGGGUAAUGCACCAUCCACGAAGAACAUUCCCACAAAACGUUCCUUGCUGUUUUGAUAUGUGGCUACUCAAGGAUCUUCACCGCAGACAGUCCCGCAAUGCAAACUGUCCGAUCAAGUUGUUAUGUCACUCUGUCGACACACACAGCAGCAACUAUCACGAACACCUUCCCUUGGGCUAUUGUCUAGACCAGAUCAAAUAAAUAACAGAAUAACAACAACCGAAAUAAAACACAUCUCUCUAGACUAGACUACUUCUCAGAAAUCAAACGUAAGAGUUAAAUUACGAUGAACUUCAAAACGAUCACUCGGCAGAGCCUUCGUCAGAAUGUCCGCAUGCUGUCCUCCGCCAGAGACAUGUCUUAUUUCCAACACUCCCUCCUCUGUCAAAUUUCUGGGAAAGUGGUGUCUCACGUCAAUGUGCUUACUGUUACACGAACUGAGUGAAUUCUCAGCAAGUGCAUUCACAUCCUCGUUGUCCUCUCGUACCUGAACCUUAUCGAUUCUAUCACUAGGCCUCAAGAACUCCAGCAUUCCGUUGACAGAGCCUCUAUUACACCGUCACCCAUCGCAACAUACUCUGCUUCAGUUGUUGAAAAUGUGACACAUUUGUGCGUCCUAGAAAUCCAAGCAACAAGACAGUCAGCUCCAAGAACUAAUGCUCCCGAAACUGAUCUACGGUCAGUGGCCUUACUGGCGAAGUCUGCGUCUACGUACCCCAACGUGCCCACGUCUACCGUAGUGUCCUGCUUGUACUUCAAUAUUUAAUGUGCCGUAUCCAGAAGAUGUUCAGAAUCUUCUGGGCCGCCUCCCAGUGGCUUUUCUUUGCCUCGAGAGAGUGCCUCGCCACCGCCCGCACAGCAUUUGAGAUGUCGGUCCUCGUCUCGUGGCGAUCCACAUCAGGCUCCCCACCACCUCUCGGAACGGCGCAUCCCCUGCCUCCUCCUCCUCCAUCACGGGCCUGUAAACACUAGCAGGGGGAGCAGGGUCGAUCUGGUGCGACAAAUAUUUAUUUAAUCUCUCGAGAACACUCCUGACGCGACGCUCUUGAGACAUCACAAUUUCUUGCCAGCCUCGCGGUCGCGACUAAAUGCGCAACCAUGAAAGAACUUGACCUCGCCAAAAUUCUUCGUGUGAAAAGAGUCACCUAGCGCUUGCACAACUAUCUUGGCAAGGCUCUCAAUUCCUCCAUACAGCAAGUCAUCCACAUGAAUCGCGAUCAUACCCAUCACCUCGUUUCUCAUCAUGAAACGCAGAACACAGGGGUCAGAUAGAGAUUGUUCGACACUAAUCCUCUUCAGGUCCGACACAAAAUCUCUUGAGAAAUGUUCUACAUGCCUGCCUCAGUCCAUCCAAACUCUUGUCUAAG